UGUUGAAGAUGUGGAGCAAAACUCUGGUAAGUAACAAGUCUUCAUUUACUUUUGCUCACUAUGCAGAUUAGUGGAACGUGGCCAACUACAUAAUGUUUUAUUUUCCAGACGAAGGCAGCGAUGGUUGAACCCUGUAGAUUGAGGAGAUUUUGUCACUUGGUGAAACCUGGAUCAGUGACUUUGGGUCAGGUUUCUGCCAGCACCCAGAGCCCACUGCCCAAAAUGCCCGUCCCUCCUCUGAAGCAGACCUGUGAGCUGUACCUCGGUGUCCUUGAAACAUUUUUGGAGCCCAAGGAGCUGAAACGCACAGAACAGCUGGUAGAAGAUUUUCUUAAACCUGGAGGUGUUGGGGAGAAACUACAGAGAGGCCUGGAGAGGAAGGCAGAGACCACUGAGAACUGGUUGACAGACGAUUUUUUGAAGUAUGAAGUUCUCAUUAAACGGAAACCUGUGGUGAUUCGUUUAAACUUCGGGAUUCUCUGUCCCAGAAAGGACGUCAAGGAUAAACGAGAGCAGCUGAGGUGUGCUGCUGAGUUUAUAGCAACUGUGCUGGAUAUAAAGACAAUGGUUGACAACGAGACACUCCCAGUUGAGUUCAUGGGAGGGAAGCCACUGUGUAUGAAGCAGUACGAGCAAGUGUUCUCAUCCUGUUGUCUCCCUGGUCCGGAGGUGGACUCCUUGCUUUUUCUGGCCAAGAGCUUCAAUCCCCCCAAGCACAUCACUGUAGUUCAUAACGGCCAGUUCUUUGCGCUGGACGUGUACAACAGUGAUGGAAACCUGCUGACAGUGGAUCAGCUCCGUGUUCAGCUGCAGAGGAUCUGCGAGUCCUCACAGCAGACGGACGCGGAGCCUGUCGGCCUCCUCACCACCCAGCCACGCGACGCAUGGAGCAAAAGCCACACCCGCCUCAUGCAGGAUGAGACCAACAAGGCUUCACUGACGGCUAUUGAAAGCAGCAUCUUCACCCUGUGUCUGGAUGGACCAAUGCCCCCACAGUCUGAUGAGAUGAAGUAUCGCAGGAGUGGUUUGCUGCAGAUGUUGCACGGAGGAGGCAGCCAGUGGUUCAGUGGAAACCGCUGGUUUGACAAAGGGUUGCAGAUAAUUAUUGGAGAAGAUGGAACCAGAGGAAUCAACUGUGAACACACUGUUGCUGAUGGCACAGUGUUAAUGGCCAUUUGUGACCAUGCUGUUAAUAAUACAAAUAGGGAAACAGCACAUGUGACGCAGGCUCCCAGGGACCCGCUGGCAAUGCCCCAGAAACUACACUUCAACAUCACACCUGAGAUCAGACAGGACAUCGAGGAGGCCAGGCAGCAUCUGGACACAUUAAAUAAGUCUUGUGCAACCUCACUGUGCUGCUCUAGUACAAUAACGCUUCUAAAACAGUGCACAGUACUCAUAGUCUUCUUCAUAAUAGUCUUCUUUAUACCUUGUUAUUGGACAUGUUUAUUCAUAGAUGCCUUAAACACCCAUUCCUUCCUUUGCAGCCUAGUACAGAACGUGGACAUGACAGUCACAGUGUUUGGCCACUUUGGGAAAACCGCCAUCAAGGCCCAGAAGCUGAGUCCUGAUGCCUUCGUGCAGAUGGCGAUCCAGCUGGCGUUCUACAGGGUUUACAAGAAGAUUGGCGCAAUGCUGGAACCGGCCACGCUGCGUCUGUUCACACGGGGACGUCUAAUUAUAAUGCCCACAAACUCCACUGCCUCCGCUGCCUUUGUUAAAGCGUUUGACGAUCCCAACCAACAGAAUCUAGUGAAGGUUGAAUUAUUGGAGAAAGCUGUAAAAGAACACAGAAAACGCACAGACUUGGUCCUGAGUGGCCAUGGCAUAGCCGCACACUUCAUCGGCCUCAUGUCUCAGGCUAUUGAGAAAAACAUUCCAAUGCCCGAUAUCUUCACGGAUGCGUCCUAUACACAAGUCUUUGAUGUCUUUGAAGUCAGUACGAGUCAGGUAACAUCCAGGACUGGGUGUCUGCUGUGUAACAGCCUGGAUCAACCAGGGAUGUACGACGUGGACUACAGCAUCAUGGACAAACACAUAGACUGCAGAGUGUCGGCUCUGGAAGCCUCUAACACCAAAGAAAAAAGCCCAACGCGGCUGAGCCGAGCGUUGGACGGCGCUCUUCUGGACAUGAUGAGCCUCCUGGAAGCAACACAGAGUCCAACGGGGUGUUUCAGGCCUGAAUGAACAGUUGGACGUCAGUGAUAAAGGGUUUUUCUAUUUUCAGCUGGUUGUUCGUGCAGAGACGGAAAAUGAGAAACAGCUUUAUAUUUUUACUAAAGUAAAUAUUUGUUGUUCUCUAAUAUUUGUGAGGUGAUAAAUGGAUGCUGCACCGGCUGAUGUAACAAGAACACAGUUACUACCCACUUAAGAAGUAGGAGAGUCAAGAAACCUUUUGAAUAUAAUCAAGCAAAUAAAAGCAGGUUUUAAACCUUUCCUCUUCUUCUACACUGUCAUUUUUCUUUUUUGGCUAAACAUAAAAAGACCAUUUUUAAGAAAACCUUUAGGAACAUGACACCUUCUUCUUCUAUGUUACACCUCAAGUUCAGCUGUGA
Messenger RNA from Betta splendens (Siamese fighting fish), 2555 nucleotides. RefSeq names its product carnitine O-acetyltransferase-like. Bases 121 to 2187 code for a protein of 688 amino acids. Gene Ontology annotation, cellular component: peroxisome. Gene Ontology annotation, biological process: carnitine metabolic process, CoA-linked. Gene Ontology annotation, molecular function: carnitine O-acetyltransferase activity. The record is from RefSeq and is a predicted model, not a curated record. NCBI's taxonomy places the organism in Eukaryota, Metazoa, Chordata, Actinopteri, Anabantiformes, Osphronemidae. The transcript is spliced from 13 exons.